AUGGCCAAAACCAAACCUGGCAAAAAAGACCUUGAUUCCUAUACCAUCAAAGGCACCAACAAAGUUGUUAGACCUGGUGAUUGCGUGUUGAUGCGGCCAUCAGACACCGAUAAGCUUCCAUACGUGGCACUUAUAGAGAAAAUCGAGGCAGAUCAUCGAAACAACGUUAAAGUUCGUGUACGGUGGUACUACCGGCCGGAGGAAUCCAUUGGGGGACGCCGUCAAUUCCACGGAGCCAAAGAGUUAUUUUUGUCAGACCACCAUGAUGUGCAAAGUGCACACACAAUCGAAGGCAAGUGCACAGUGCACUCCUUCAAGAACUAUACUAAGCUUGAAAAUGUUGGAGCUGAGGAUUACUUUUGUAGGUUCGAAUACAAGGCUGCCACCGGUGGGUUCACUCCUGAUCGUGUAGCUGUGUACUGUAAAUGCGAAAUGCCAUACAAUCCGGAUGAUCUCAUGGUGCAGUGCGAGGGAUGUAAAGAUUGGUUUCAUCCUUCUUGUAUGGGUAUGACAAUUGAAGAAGCCAAAAAAUUGGAUCACUUUCUAUGUUCUGACUGUUCAUCUGAUGAUGAUGCGAAAAGAUCUUUGAAUGUAUUUCCAGUAUCACCAUCUCUUGAGGCUAAGGAGCACCCAUUCAUUAUUGGUGUGGAUGACAUGGAGUGA
Dovyalis caffra is the source of this 663-nucleotide messenger RNA. Lineage: Eukaryota; Viridiplantae; Streptophyta; Magnoliopsida; Malpighiales; Salicaceae. The record is from the annotation of a GenBank genome assembly.